This is a messenger RNA of Lineus longissimus, 1568 nucleotides long. RefSeq names its product atrial natriuretic peptide receptor 3-like. Gene Ontology annotation, cellular component: membrane. Gene Ontology annotation, biological process: signal transduction. The record is from RefSeq and is a predicted model, not a curated record. Bases 216 to 1568 code for a protein of 450 amino acids. Gene Ontology annotation, molecular function: signaling receptor activity; peptide hormone binding. The transcript has 10 exons. Lineage: Eukaryota; Metazoa; Nemertea; Pilidiophora; Heteronemertea; Lineidae.
UCAGGCUAACACUCGGCACUAACGAACGUGUGCGAGGGGAGGAUACGACUAGUUUUCGAGGAUGCCCCACGAGCGGCAAAUUCUUUCAGGAAUGCCUAUACAUAUUCAGUAUUGAAGAACAAUACAUAUUUGCGGUUUAUCAUAAAAAAUCAACUGUUUUGUUAGUUUUCACUUUUUUCCUUGUCUCGGUUUCGUUUGAUUAUCAUCUGUUUCCGAUGGAUAUGAUACACCUCUUAUUACUUCUGGUGAGUCUGAUGGACGCUGCCCAAGUCAAGGAGUUGUCACUCAUGGUCUUCAUACCGCAGACGACUGGGAAUUUCAAGUACCCUUUCGGAGCAGAGAUGUCCGGCGGGGCAGUGUUAGUAGCCAUAGAUGAUAUAGAAAAGGAAGGACUACUGCCCAAUCACAUUUUGAAACCAGACUUUGUCAAUUCAAGAUGCAACGCAGUGUACGGCUUUGGGAAUGCGCAUCUUGCCUUCGCCAACUCCACGUAUGACGUCAUCAUUGGUCCAGCGUGCUCAAGCGUUUGUCGAAUGGUCGCACGUCUGGCUGCAUUCGUGAACAUCCCAUGCUUCGCCGGCGUCUGCCAGGAUAGCGAAAUGUUGAACAAGAAGGAAUUUACAACCUUGGUUCGUUUCAUGGGAACCUUCGAGAAAACUGGUUACGCUUUCUAUAAGGUUCUUCAGCGGUUUAACUGGCACCGCGUCAGUAUCAUUUGGGAGAGCCACAAUGACAAGGUCUGGUGGUACACCUUGAAGACCCUGGAGGACCUGCUGGUGGAGGGGAAUAACUUCACCAUCGCCACUAAGGUGCGACUUGGUCAGGGGGCGGAGAUGUCGGUGGAGGAUGCUGUCAGACAUUGUGCUGGCGUCAGCAGAAUCAUCUUGUUGGCGGUCAGGGGCGAAUCCCUCAGGAACAUCGCCAUAGCAGCGAACAAACAAGGCCUCAUUAACGGCAGGUUCAUCUUUCUUUCUGCUGGGUAUUACGAGCAGCCGAGAGCUUACGGGAAUUUUCAUUGGAGAAGGAAUGACACGUCUGAUGAGAUUGCCAAGUCGGCCUACACGGCCUUCUUCUUCAUCUAUUACUUUAACAGAGACACCUCUGCCGAGUACGACGCCUUCCAAAGAAAAGUCAAAGAGAUUUCGUUGAAGAAAUUUGGUUUUACAUACGAAGAGGACGAAAUGAUUCCAUACCCCGCAGCCAACCUUUACGAGGCCGUGUAUCUCUACGCCAGGUCCAUAAACGAGACAGUCGCAGCAGGCGGCAACAUUAGUAACGGAACAUUACUUUCUCACAGACUUUGGGGAAGAUCAUUUCACAGUAUUACGGGAGAAUUGACGCUGAACGAUAAUGGUGACAGAGAGCAAGCGUACACUAUCAAACAUCUUCAGAAUAAACAAACUGGAGAUAUGGAGGUGAUUGGCCAUUAUUUCAGCACCAACGACACCCUGGUUCUGAAGUCCAUCACGUGGCCUGGAGAUGGUCCGCCAAUUGACCAUCCUCCCUGUGGGUAUAGCAACGAGUUUUGCGAACAAGUGCCAUUCUUCCGUGAAAUGGACGGCAAAUGA